UUGAAAGAACAUUCAAGAUGGCGGAAGGUGGGCCACCCGAGCUCGAGACACAAAAAACGGAAAUAAGUGAACUUCUUAAAACUUCCUUAAAAAAAGGCGACACAUGGUAUCUUGUAGACAGUAGAUGGUUCAAACAAUGGAAAAAAUAUGUUGGAUAUGACAGUUGGGAUAUGUAUGGCAUGGGUGAGCAGUCGUCAUACCCUGGUCCCAUUGAUAAUUCAGGCUUGUUUAAAGAACCUGCUGGAGUGAACGUUUUAAAAGAACAUUUAAUAGAUGAAUUAGAUUACAUAUUAGUUCCGACUGAAGCCUGGAACAAGUUACAGUCUUGGUAUGGAAUCUCUGAAGGCCAAGAACCGAUAGCUAGAAAAGUCAUUGAAAAUGGCAUGUUUGUCAAACAUUGUAAAGUUGAAGUUUACUUGAUGGAGUUGAAAUUAACUGAAAACAGUCAACUUGAUAAAAGUGUUUCCAAACAGUUUAGCAAAGCAGACACGAUAGAAACAAUAGAGAAAGAGAUGAGGAAACUGUUUAACAUAAGUGCAGACAAGGAAACAAGGUUGUGGAAUAAGUACAUGAGUAAUACGUAUGAACAUCUUAGUAAAAAGGAUAAUACAAUCCAGGAUGCUAAUCUUUAUCAGGGGCAGAUGUUAGUUAUAGAACAGAAAAAUGAAGAUGGUACGUGGCCAAGACAAGCAAAGUCUACAAACGCUUACACUUCAACAAAUCACUCGUCAAGUAGUAGCAGUAGUACUAAUGCAGAGAAUAGUAUGUAUACUUCAUCUGCUACAACAACGAGAAGUGCAAGUAGUUCAUAUGGCGGCUCAUAUUCUGGUGGAUAUGGGUAUGGUUACCAUGGUUAUGGAUCAACUAGUUCCAGUGGUACACAGCCAGGCUUAUGUGGUCUGAGUAAUUUAGGAAAUACAUGUUUUAUGAAUUCAGCUAUCCAGUGUAUGAGCAAUGUACCGCCGCUGACAUACUACUUUUUAACAAAUCAAUAUAUGGACGAGUUGAAUUAUGAAAAUCCACUUGGCAUGAAAGGAGAAAUUGCCAAAGCAUAUGCGGAUCUGAUUAAACAAAUGUGGUCUGGCAAAUAUAACUACACCAUGCCCAGGCAGUUUAAGAUGCAGGUUGGCAGGUUUGCUCCUCAAUUUUCUGGAUACCAACAGCAAGAUUCGCAAGAGCUUUUGGCUUUUCUUAUUGAUGGAUUACAUGAAGAUUUAAACAGGAUAAAGAAAAAGCCAUACAUUGAAAUAAAAGAUGAUGAUGGCAGGCCUGAUGAAGUUGUAGCUAAGGAAUCGUGGGGCAACCAUCUGAAAAGAAACCAUUCUAUUAUAGUAGAUCAGUUCCAUGGACUAUUCAAAUCUACGUUGGUAUGUCCCGAGUGUGACAAAGUCUCUGUGACCUUUGACCCAUUCUGCUUUCUUAGCUUGCCACUACCUCUGCGGAAGGAGAGGAGUCUUGAAGUGUUUCUUAUACGUGACGAGCCCACGCAGAAACCAAUACAGAUGAAGGUGAUAGUUCCUAAGAUGGGGUCUGUUAGUGAUAUAUGUGAUGCUGUGUCAAAAAUCGUAGAAAUACCAACAGGAAAUAUGGUUGUUACAGAUGUGUAUAAUCAUCGAUUUCAUAAAGUUUUCGGAAGAGAUGAAGCUCUUACGCACAUUCUAGAUAGAGAUGAUAUAUUUGUGUAUGAAGUGACGGGUGCUGAUGAUGCGUCAACUGCUGUGCUGCCUGUCUACAUGAGAGAGAAAAAACAUCGUCAAUCUAAUUACAAUUACAACUCUGUUAGUUCUACCUUAUUUGGACAGCCAUUACUCAUAGCAGUUCCCAGGAAGAGUACAACGUAUCAAACGCUGUAUGAAAUUGUACUACACAGGAUGUCGCGAUAUGUAGAAAUACCUGACAAUGAAGAUUGGUGUGAGGAUGACACUGAUCAGACAGAUAACAUAGAAAAUGGAGAGGUUGAAAUGAGUGGGGAUGAAGAUGACGCCCAAACGGAGGAUAGUAAUAACUCUGGUGGUGACAAUAUCAAUGAGAAUUCUAAAGAAGAUCAGAUUUGUAAGCAAACCAACAAAAAUGAAAAGAAAACUGAAGAGGAUGAGAAGAAAAAGAGGAGGAGACGAUUAUUCACAUUUACACUGGUGAAUGCCUAUGGCAGUGCUGAUUUAGCCAAGCUGAAAGAUGACGAUGUGCCGUUAAAAUUUACAGCCCGCACAUACCUUGCUGUGGAUUGGAAUAUGAAAGCCAAAGAGAAGUUUUAUGAUGAAAAAAGUGCAGAGGAAUAUGAUGUUCAUGAUAGCGUGAAUACAAGGCCACCCAAGAAAACAAGUGUUAAAUUAAGUGACUGCAUUGAUCUUUUUCUCAAGCGAGAAAGACUUGGAGUUGAUGAUCCAUGGUAUUGUCCAUCCUGUAAAGAACAUAGACGAGCAACUAAAAAAUUUGAUCUGUGGAAACUACCCAAGAUUCUUGUUAUUCUUAAGAGAUUCUCAUACAAUCGAUAUUGGAGAGAUAAACUGGACACUUUGGUGUCUUUCCCAACUCGAGAUCUUGAUAUGAAGGAUUAUUUGGUCAACCAUGGCAUUGAUUUGGAUUCCACGUUGUACGAUUUAAUAGCAGUAUCCAACCACUAUGGUGGUAUGGGUGGUGGGCAUUACACAGCAUAUGCCAAGAGUAAAGACGAUGAGCAAUGGUAUAGUUUUGAUGAUAGCAGCGUGUCUAGUGUUGGCGAAGAUGACGUUGGGUCCAAGGCUGCUUAUGUACUGUUUUACAUGCGUCGUGAUCCUGAUGACCAGAUUUAUUCACCGACCCGACGUAACAUGAAAGAAAGACCAGCAGAAGACUUGGAGGAAAGCACCUCAAUGAGUGAAGAUGACUACUCAAUGGACACAAACUAAACUGGAAUUGAUUAACAAUUAAUUGCAUUUCUUCUGAUGUAGUUAUCUGUAUACAGCAUCACAUGAUACUCCAAUGUAUUGUACAGAUCUCCUAUUAUGCUGAUUGCACAAUUAUUUAUUAACUGAGAUGUCUUGAAAAUAAGAGUCCUGAGAGUAUGUCUCAAUUGUGAACUGUGAUACAUGUGGUAUAUGUGAAGAUGGUGCGUCACUUGCACAAGGAAUUUUUAUAUUAAUGAUGUGUCUAAAAUGGAAGUUACAAAAAUACACCUUAAAAGCUCUACUAAACGAGAGACGUCCACAUCAAUAGUAUAAUGGGUUUGAAGGGUAAUAACACUAGUAAACAUAGCUAUAUAACUGAACCAUAACUUUGUAUAUUAUCAGAUCCAAUAUAAUUUCAAUAACCAGUUCUAAAAUAAAGAAUGAUGCAUGGCCAAUAAAACAAAACAAAAAAUUGUUGACACUACUGUGAUUUAUUUCAGAUUCUGGCAUCCAAAAUUGAAAUAAACUUUUGGUUUUUUUUUUUUUAUUAAGUGUGUAAUAUUGCUGUAUAAAACUUUUCAAGCUGAAAGUAAAAUUAAAAUUUAUUUAGAUGACCCAGCAAGCAAGCAACCAAACUAACUGUAUUACCACAGAUCAAUCAAACACAACACUGAUAUCAUGGAUUGUGCUCAAUAUAUGUAUAUGCUCUGGGCGGAGCUACGUCACAAGAUGUUCCACGUUGCUAAAAUGCGCACCAAUGUUCCACGCAUUUCUAUGGACUCUGAGCGCGCUGCUGAGGAACGCCAAGCGAAGAGCCGGUGAAAAUUCGAAAAACAGGAUCUCAAUUUUGAAGUAAUCCUGAACAUUCAAAUUUACACGCAGGGGUAAUCUUGUUACACUGUUCAGUGGAGUCUCAACAACCAUCCCAAAGUACCAUUUCCUGGGAGUUUUCGGCCUUUUUUCACCGUGAUUGUUGCCAUGCGGGGAAAAUGCCUGGAUGUCCGCCCCCGAGAAUUCCAUUUUUUAACCCAUGUUCAGAAGUCCAAAAAGGGGACUUAAUUUCAUGUCUCUCUGUCCAUGUAUUAGUCCACAUUUCUAUCUCUGACAUGCCUGAACUGAUCAUGUCCAAACUUUACUCGUACACACAUACAUUUGUUUCCCAUUCUAAUUCAAGAUACUCAGAUAGCAUCUAUUUGAAAGCCAAAAAUGUAUUAAAAUUGAGUGUUUCUUCCAUUCUGUUCAAAUCCAACAUCUAAAACAAGCUACACAUCAGUCAAGUUCUGAUUCAAAAUGGCCGAAAGUUUUUAGUUGGUUUGAAGAGAACCAUCAUCUUAAUGUCCUGUUUUUUUAAAUUAAAUGUAUUUAUAUAUUCAGUAUAGCAGUGUUAAGAUUCCCAACUGUAAUUGAUCCUCAUUUUUCAGAUAAAUAUUUUCCCUUGCAUUGCAGGCAAUUGUUUAUGGUAGUUUUUUUUUUUCUACUGAUGUUACAAAGGGACAAAAAGCUUGUUUUAUAACUGUAAACCUCACAAUGUAUAGUGCACUCAUUGUGCAAUAGUCAUUUUAUGUUAAUGUACACAUAUGUGGCAUACUAGUAACAGUGAAAUGGAGAAAUGUCUAUUUUUGUUGCCUGUGUCAGUAUGAACACAGUGAAUCACUGAAAGAUUUCAUUGUAGUGUUUGAUUGUUCAACCAUCUUGUCUGUGAUGCAACACUUGUAAUUACUUCAUAUUCUGUAAAAACUUUGAUGCGUUGCUUUUGCUAUAGGGCACUUUAUAUAAACUCUAAUUCCAGCUAAA
This is a messenger RNA of Saccoglossus kowalevskii, 4661 nucleotides long. RefSeq names its product ubiquitin carboxyl-terminal hydrolase 15-like. Gene Ontology annotation, molecular function: cysteine-type deubiquitinase activity. Gene Ontology annotation, biological process: protein deubiquitination. The record is from RefSeq and is a predicted model, not a curated record. Lineage: Eukaryota; Metazoa; Hemichordata; Enteropneusta; Harrimaniidae.